CACAUUUUGUGAAUUAUACAAGCGACUACCAUCAUGAAUACUAACAUGGUAAUGCUCAUUUUAUACUUUUUAGUACAUUUAAGUGUUUCCCAAAAGAAACUUACUGAUAAACCUCCCAACAUUGUUAUGUUUCUCGUGGAUGAUCUUGGAUAUGGAGACCUGGGUUGCUACGGCAAUGGGACGGUAAAGACACCUAACGUGGAUCGUGUAGCAGCAGAGGGAGUUCGUUUCACGAGGAUGUACUCUCAUGCUACAUGCACCCCCAGCAGAGCAUCUCUUUUAACAGGUCGUUUGCCGGUGCGACAAGGUCUAAUGAAAGGCAGCAUUCUUCCCUUUGACGUGUUAAUAUCGGCAUCAUCGGACGCAGGCCUCCCGCAUGAUGAAACUACAAUUGCUGAAAUACUGCAAUCAAGCGGUUAUGCCACUGCGAUGUUUGGUAAAUGGCAUCUCGGCUUAGGGCGCAAUCGGCGAUUUCUGCCCAUUGAACAUGGAUUUGAAUACUUCAUUGGAACACUGUUUUCUCACGGAAGACCCUGCACGGAGAAAUACAGCGGCAUUAUAAAUCCCCCUUUCUUUGCGAAAUUUGUUCUAACCUUUAACAAAGUUUGGAUGACAGUCCUGUUUGGAAUCCUGUAUUUAUGCUUGGCGGGCAUAUCCAGCUUCAAAAUGACGGCCAUAAUGCUGACACUGGAAGUACUUUUUUGCGUGAUGUUGUACCUCUAUUUUUACACAUUAACGGCUUUAAAUCCAAGAACUUGCAUCCUGUUAAGAAACCAAGACAUUGUAGAACAACCAUACCAUUACGAAAAUCUGACCCUGACGUAUACAGCAGAGGCCCUUAGUUUCAUGAGUAAGAGCUAUGAAGCUGGAUAUCCUUUUUUUGCGUACAUUGCCUACAAUAGAAUGCAUCCUCCAGUUUUCGUGUCAACCAGCUUCAAGAACAUUUCUGGUCGUGGCGUUUAUCAAGACGGUUUGAUGGAGUUAGACUGGAGUAUUGGAAAAAUAACGAAUUUCCUGAUAGACAAAGAAUUAAAUAAUAACACCCUGGUCAUACUGUUGUCAGAUAAUGGCCCAGAAAUUUACAGACCAGGCACAGGGAGCAUUCUACCCACAGAAGUACGGGGAUCAGCUGGGGCUGUUAUAAAUAACCACGGAGAAACUGUUUAUCUACGAGGACAAAAGACAAAUAAUUGGGAAGGUGGUAUACGCGUGCCAGGUAUCAUCAAGUGGACUGGAAGGAUACAGAAGGGACGUACUAUAAAUGUUACCGCUUCGUUAAUGGACAUUUUGCCUACUGUGCUCGAUUUGGUUGGGAUUCCUUAUUCAGGCCUCCUUGAACGAUGUCUUUUGGUCAUGCCCGAGAACCGACACAAUUCUGAGAAGGCUGUGGCGUAUCCUAUCGAACACGACGAUGAAGCUUGGUGUCUACCCCUUCGACAAUUCCAGCAGUUGGCAAUAUAAAUGUCAAUGGAAGCCAAUU
Acanthaster planci (crown-of-thorns starfish) is the source of this 1480-nucleotide messenger RNA. RefSeq names its product steryl-sulfatase-like. The record is from RefSeq and is a predicted model, not a curated record. NCBI's taxonomy places the organism in Eukaryota, Metazoa, Echinodermata, Asteroidea, Valvatida, Acanthasteridae. Gene Ontology annotation, molecular function: arylsulfatase activity.